Melampsora larici-populina 98AG31 is the source of this 1491-nucleotide messenger RNA. RefSeq lists its product as uncharacterized. The transcript is spliced from 5 exons. NCBI's taxonomy places the organism in Eukaryota, Fungi, Basidiomycota, Pucciniomycetes, Pucciniales, Melampsoraceae. The coding region runs from base 1 to 1491 and encodes 496 amino acids. The record is from RefSeq and is a predicted model, not a curated record.
AUGCCUCCUCGCACUCGAAACCGCCAAGGAAAUACCUCUAAUUCUCCCAAUCAAGCACCUGCUGGACCAAAAGAGACAGCUCCCGGGGAUGUACCAAACGCCGGACGCAACACCAAGAGACCUCCACCACGCAGAGCACCCAUAGCCAAAAGAAUUCGCAACGACUCACAGAAUGAUACCUCUGAACCUGCAGCAGAACAUCUUCCUACCGAGCUGAGGACAACAACAAAGAAGAAUCUAAUAGCGUUCCGAACGAAUCUAAAAGUACCAAUCGUGUGGAAGCUGAUACCCGAAGUCGCUGCCAUACAAAAAGCAAGUGCUUAUACACUUUUCCUCAAAUACUGUGUAGAUUGUCUAGCCGAACCAAUGCCGCUAAAAGCGCAAGAUGAUGGUGAUACUGUCUUGGGUGAUCGUAACCGAAAGAAUGGAGAACGAUGGGAUAGCCUUUCUGACGAUGAGAGGGCGGUAUUUCACCCAACAAACUUCUAUGCUCUGGCUGGCGUGCCCAACCCCUUGGAUUUUGAAUCGGACGAAGUUGACCGGGACGAUGACGAUGAACAAGAAGAUGAUCGUGGCGACUCUUUUGUCCCAGUGCCAACAGUUCACAAGCUGAGCAUUGAGGAAGAUGAGCUUUAUCGCCCUAUAUACAAACGUAUGGUGGAUUUGAAGAAGGUGACCGCUGAAUUAGAAAAGCCUCCAUCAGGUCCUUCAAACUCACAACUCCAACGUAAAUCUAAGACUGCAAUUGAGAAGAUUUCACAUCAGCUUGCAUGUGAAGCAAAUAGGUUGGAUUUCGCCUACUACCUAGUUGCAACAAGCACUGUUACCCCGAAUAAAUCAAAAGAUCUAGGGUGGCUCAAGGAGUUCACAACCCAUCCGCAGGUAGCAACUUGGGCCAAUGACAAGUUGAAUCUUGCUGCAGUAUUUGCUACGUACUCACAAGGUGAAUCAAUGGCCAAGGCAAUUGCGUCGACUCAUCCAAAACCAAAACGACAAAGGAGCGACAAGCUACAGCCUAGUGACAAAAUCAAGAUUGAUUUAGGACGUCUUCUUGCUGGUAUUACACUUAAAACAUUAGGCUACUUACCCACUCAAUCAUUCCCGCAGACCGCUGAUCCGGUUGCAGAAUUGAAGAAAAGGAGUCUUCCCAUUGGGAUUAUCCUUGAAGAAGGCUCAAGAUUAACCGAUGAAAAACUGAUGGUUGGAUUCAAGAAAAUGCGAUCAGCUAUAAGACUCGAGUGGAUCAACGACAUAAAGGAUGGUCUUUUUCGUUUAGUUGAACUCAGGGUUGGUUCUGAAGAAAGGAUUGGGGAGCCGGUAGUUUUGAACGCUAAUGAGAUUAAGACGGCUUUAGCGACACCGGCACGUGAGAUAGACAAGGCAGUGGCAGUUGGUGAGAUUACUGCAAGUCAAGGAGCAGAAAAUGAAGGUGAAAAAAACAAAAAGGGGAGUGGGAGUUCUUCUGAAGGGGACAGUGAAGACGAAGAGUAA